CGCCGCUGCCCCGCUGACGUUCUUAAUUGAAACGGGUGCGCGGAGGGAUACCGCAGGUGUUCCACGGUCGCAAUUAAACGAAAACAACGUCCCGGCGCCCACGUGGAAACCCGCAACCCUGAAAACAGACUCACAGCAUCCGGACGCAUUGGCUAAUUAGAAUAAAACCCCUGUCACCAAAGAUGAACAGCAGUGGACCAUCGUAUCCCCUCGCCUCUCUGUACGUAGGGGACCUGCACCCCGACGUCACGGAGGCCAUGCUCUACCAGAAAUUUUCUCCCGCUGGUCCCAUCAUGUCGAUCCGUGUGUGCCGUGACAUCAUCACCCGCAGAUCUCUGGGAUAUGCUUACAUUAACUUCCAGCAACCAGCUGAUGCGGAGUGCGCCCUGGAUACAAUGAACUAUGACGUUAUCAAGGGUCGGCCUAUCAGAAUCAUGUGGUCUCAGCGUGACCCAGGACUCAGGAAGUCCGGUGUGGGGAACAUCUUUAUCAAGAACAUGGACGAGUCCAUUGACAACAAGGCGCUGUAUGACACCUUCUCAGCCUUUGGCAAUAUUUUGUCCUGCAAGGUCGUUUGUGACGAGAAAGGGUCCAAAGGUUAUGGAUUUGUUCACUUUGAGACCCACGAGGCUGCAAACCGGGCCAUUGACACCAUGAAUGGGAUGCUGCUGAAUGAUAGGAAAGUUUUUGUUGGACACUUUAAGUCCCGUAAGGAAAGAGAGAUGGAGUUUGGCACGAAAGCUAUGAAGUUCACCAACGUCUACAUCAAAAACUUUGGUGAAGACUACACGGAUGAGAAACUCAAGGAAGUCUUUAAUGAGUUUGGGAGGACUCUCAGUGUGCGGGUGAUGAAGGAUGAGAGGGGCCGUUCACGAGGAUUUGGCUUUGUAAACUACUUUAACCACGAGGACGCUCAGAAGGCAGUUGAUGAGAUGAACGGGAAGGACCUCAAUGGGAAGGUCAUCUACGCCGGUCGGGCUCAGAAGCGGAUGGAGCGACAGGGAGAGCUCAAGCGCAAGUUUGACCAGAUCAAACAGGAUCGCAUCCAACGCUACCAGGGGGUGAAUCUGUACGUGAAGAACUUGGACGAUGGCAUAGACGACGAGAGACUCCGGAAGGAGUUUGCCCCUUAUGGCACCAUCACCAGCGCCAAGGUCAUGACAGACGGCUCCCAAAGCAAAGGCUUCGGUUUUGUCUGUUUCUCUUCCCCCGAGGAGGCAACUAAAGCAGUGACUGAAAUGAACGGGAGAAUCGUUGCGACCAAGCCUCUGUACGUGGCUCUGGCUCAGCGGAGGGAGGAGCGUAAAGCCAUCCUGACCAACAAAUACAUGCAGAGACUCGCUACCCUGAGGACCAUGACCAGUCCCAUCAUCGACUCGUACCAGCAGGGCGGAUACUACAUGACGGUGCCACAGCCUCCCACUCGCUCCUUCUACAACCACAACACCGUCAGCAACAUGAGACCAGUUCCUCGCUGGACAGGACAACCACCCAGAAUGCAGGGCCCCUACUCAACCCAGUUUGUUGGCAACGCUGUUCCCCGACGCGGAUCGACCCCCAUCGCUACGGUCAGACAGGCCUCCACCCAGGCUCCACGCAUCAUCAGCUCCUCGCAAAAGACGAUCAACAUAGGCACCCAGACUGUGGGAGGCCGUACUGACGUGCCCGGUAUGACCAGAGGCGCUCAGUACAAGUACUCGUCUGCAGUGAGAAACGUCCAGCAGGUCGUUACUAUGCCUGCACCCAUGACUAGAAUACAGGUUAUGCCUGCUCCUGUGAUGGAGCAGCCGGUGCACCUUCAAGGCCACGAUCCCCUCACCACCUCCAUGUUGGCUGCAGCUCCACUCAUGGAUCAGAAACAGCUACUCGGGGAGCGGUUGUACCCAGUGAUCCAUUCCCUUCACCCAAACUUGGCUGGAAAAAUCACUGGCAUGCUGCUGGAGAUCGACAACUCGGAGCUGCUGCACAUGCUGGAGACGCCCGAGUCCCUGCACGCCAAGGUGGACGAGGCGAUCGCCGUCCUGCAGGCUCACCAGGCGAAGGAAUGCUCUCCUAAGAAGUGAAGAGUCCUUUCAGAUGUCGACGACUUUCUGGAGGAGGAAAAAUAAUAAAAAAAAGAGUAAAACUUUGAAAAAAAGAAGAAAAAAAGAAAAGAGGAAAAUGUAAUUUGACAGUAAAGACAUUUGUAAAGUUAAAAACUAUUUUGUUGUUGCAAUACCUUUUGUU
Molecule: messenger RNA, 2226 nt
Organism: Anoplopoma fimbria (sablefish)
Lineage: Eukaryota; Metazoa; Chordata; Actinopteri; Perciformes; Anoplopomatidae
Gene: pabpc1l
Product: poly(A) binding protein, cytoplasmic 1-like
Exons: 16
Coding region: 183-2063 (626 amino acids)
Cellular component (GO): ribonucleoprotein complex
Molecular function (GO): RNA binding
Source: RefSeq, a predicted model, not a curated record